Molecule: messenger RNA, 1559 nt
Organism: Owenia fusiformis
Lineage: Eukaryota; Metazoa; Annelida; Polychaeta; Sabellida; Oweniidae
Source: the annotation of a GenBank genome assembly
GCUAGAUGGCGCUCACUAUGCUCUGAUCAGCCCAGCAUAACGAUUGAUAAAGUACAAUACAAAGCAUAAAGUGAAUAACAAAAACUACAAGGAAACUAACUGGCAAGGAUAUAGCGGUGUACGAAACACAAGACUUUUAAGGGGCGCUAUGCUCGUCAGCUUUGUCUUACCUGAAUUUAGUCAGAAAUGAUUACUUCCGGGAUUUUUGCGCAUGCGCAUUAUGACCGGAAGCCUUGUUUGUUGACGUGUGAAUUUUAUUGAAGUAGUCUUCUUCAUAUGAUUUAGGACAUAAUGCACUGAAAAAAGUUCUUUCCCUACACAUUCUCUACUACAUCACAAAUAGACAACAUAUUGCCACGGAAGCUGUGACAACCAGCUUGGAAUGAGUAGUAGCUUUGUCUUAGUACCUCCAAGAAUGGCACAGGCCUGCAAGGAAUGUGGCUGCAACUGUAGCGCUUGUUCUGUAGCAGAUAAUAGCCUUGACCUUCACCAUAGGAUAGAGGAACUCACUCAACAGUUGAGAACAGCCAAUAGUCACAUGUCACAGAUGCAGCAGGAUUUUGACAAAAGCCGAGCAUACACAGAUUACGAGGUAUCCAAGGUUCAAGACGACCUGACAAAGUUACGAGAUCGUUAUGACAGAUUAUUUGAGGCAUAUAAAACAGUUCAGAAAGUCAACCAAAAUCUUGAAGAGAAGCUGCUUUCAAUUGUCAUCAAGUUUGAUGAUGAAAAGACUUCACUCCAGAAAGAUAUCACCGCAAUCCAGUCACGCUUGAUUGAUGCCAAGGUUUCAAUAUGUGAACUAGAAGAGGAAAAUGAGAAGUAUAGAACAGAUUGUAACGCAGCAGUCCAGCUACUCCAAUGUAAACCUUCAAACUUUGUGGCACACCGCUUGAACACUUUGCCUCUAGAUCUACAGGAGCGUGUAAAAUCUCAUAUGACUCGGGAACAAAUACUCAACCUUGAAGAUGACCCUAGGCAGGUUGAAACUAGAACUAUACGUCUUCCAAUGCCCACCUUUCCUCCAACAGCUAUGGUAUAUCAGAAAGUGCCUUCACAAAGUGAGGAGAUAAGGAACACUGAUACAGUUCCAAUGACGUUAAUAGCCAAAGUAUUGACUCAUCCAUCACCAAAGAGGAAACCACGAAGAUUGUAUGUUUGUCAAAAAUGUAAAGGAGAUUUUAUGGUGCUCGAUAAAGAAGUUCAGACUGUAGUUUCCAAUGUUUCAAAAUCAUCGGAAUAUCGGGAAUUUUACAAUAUUCACAGGAGUGGACGCACACGGCAGAACUCAAUUGAAACAGAGAUCUGAUAAUUUGAAUCAUGUUGUAAGAAAUGUAGAAAUGUCAUUUUAUGCCAACAUAUUUUAUUUUAAAAAAGCUCGCCUGUUUUCAAAAUGGCCACCACAUCCAAAACUGAAAAUAAUAUUUCAGCCCUGUUAGAUCAUUACUGACUACUCCAUAAAUUUGCAUGAAAUCGUACAAGUACAUGUACAUGUAUAUUGUACAAGUAUCUGGUUAACAGUAAUAUCUGCAAGUUUCACACUCUUUGAUAUGACACAA